AUGAAGGUCUCCGCUGCAGCCCUCCUGUGCCUGCUGCUCACAGCUGCCGCCCUCAGCACUCAGGUGCUUGCCCAGCCAGCUUCUGUGCCAACCGUGUGCUGCUUUGAUCUAACUAAAAAGAAGAUCGCCUUUCAGCGACUGCAGAGCUACAAAAGAAUCACUGGCAGCAAGUGUCCUCGGCAAGCAAUUAUAUUCAAAACCAAACGGGGCAGGGAGAUCUGUGCUGACCCCAGUCUUAAAUGGGUCCUGGAUUCCAUGAAGCUCCUGGACAUGAAAGCUCAAAAUCUGAAGCCUUGACCGCUCACCUGCACUGAAGUCAAGUCCGGACCUGACAAUUAAUUUCGGAUCUCCCUGGUGGCGGCGCUGGGGUUUAGUCUCAGAACUAUCAUGUUAGAGCAGCUGACCUCUCCUAUCUCGCCCACU
Molecule: messenger RNA, 423 nt
Organism: Condylura cristata (star-nosed mole)
Lineage: Eukaryota; Metazoa; Chordata; Mammalia; Eulipotyphla; Talpidae
Product: eotaxin
Exons: 3
Coding region: 1-297 (98 amino acids)
Biological process (GO): chemokine-mediated signaling pathway; cellular response to type II interferon; neutrophil chemotaxis
Cellular component (GO): extracellular region
Molecular function (GO): chemokine activity; CCR chemokine receptor binding
Source: RefSeq, a predicted model, not a curated record